AUGUUUUGGAUUUUAAUAUUUUGUAUCCAAGCAGCUUUUGCUGUUGAUCAAAAUUUACUGGAUUCUUUCAAGACGGUGAAGGAGAAGUUUCAACAAGCUCAAGACGCUCUGGGUCAAUUUGAGAAGUUACUGCAACAAGAAACUGGAGUGAUACCAAAUAGUGAGAUAAAUGUGGAUAAUUAUGAAGAAUCGCCGAAUCUGGAAAAAGAGUAUAGAAUUCUAGAUACAAUGAACGCUUGGAAUCGAAUGUCAACUUGGACAAAACCCAAAAUAUCUUCAGAUCAAUCAACAAAGCCAGUGAGUGAGGCAGUGGAAGAAGUCGACAGAAAACAACCAAAUAGUUAUAGAAACAUUAGUAUUGGUAAAACAACAGUCAAGAUUUUUAAAGACACAAAAAAUAAUACAAUGAUUUUAAGUUUGAAAACUAGGACUGAUGCUGAAUUUCCUCUUUUUCAAAUGUUUGUUAAAGUUUAUUCAGCUUAUAUUAAAUUAUUACCAGGUAUGUGUGGUAAAGGUUUGUGUUUUGUGGCAGAGAAAAAUGAUGCCGACUUCCUUCUGAUUUUAACUGUCGAUAUGAAGUCAGUCUCAGAUUUUUUGGAACUAUCAAUUCAUUUGAGUCAUUCAGAUUUGUUAUCAGUGCGUAUAGACAGUAUAGCGAGUCUUGAUAACGAUACUCUUUUGACCUAUCAUUUCCAAGAGUUUCAAGUUCAUUACGAAGAUGAUAAUCAAGUGAUAAUAGAUCCCCAGGACAGUCAUAUUAAUCUUAGAACCACAAUCAACCUGGGUUCGACUAAAGACGUGAACUCUUCUGAUAUACUAUCGUAUAAAUUUUUUGAGCCAGGAACACAUGAUAAGUCCCAUUUUAAGUAUUCUGGUUCUGAUAAUUACACACUAGAAGAUGGGAAAUACCAAGCAGUAGCACGAUAUGAUCUAAAUCCUGACGAACCAAUAGAUGGUAUUAUCAACUUUGGUCAGCAGAUAAAAAUUGCCGAUCAUAUAUAUCUAAAUAUCCGCAAGCGAUACACAGUUUUUCCAAAGGGACAAGAAGAUUCUACAUAUUUUUUGAACAGUGCCAUUGUGGGUCAGGCUCACAAACAGGGUGCUCUUCAAGCUAACUUACCGCAUGCAUUUCAUUAUCGAGAUUUACGGGGCACCCACGGAUAUUUCAAUACGUAA
Lottia gigantea (owl limpet) is the source of this 1176-nucleotide messenger RNA. RefSeq lists its product as hypothetical. The transcript has a single exon. The record is from RefSeq and is a predicted model, not a curated record. The coding region runs from base 1 to 1176 and encodes 391 amino acids. Lineage: Eukaryota; Metazoa; Mollusca; Gastropoda; Lottiidae.